CGACACACACACGGUGAAGUUUGACAGUCUCGGUUCAGGCAGCGCAGCGGUUGAUGCCGGUUUGUUUGGCCACUGGUGCAUAGUUGCGCUUCUGCUCUCAAUUGUAAACUACUCCUGGAACAACUAAACAGCCCACCCUUGGAUUUGAAAGGAAUUAUAUAGACUUCGAGUGAUUGGCUUUGGUUUAGUUUUUUUUGUUCCAUCUUGCAGAGACUGAGAAAUGACUGCCAACAUGUCUCUGGAUCAUGACGAUGUGAAUAAACUGACCGAAAGUACAUACAAGAAUGUGAUGGAGCAGUUCAACCCAGGUCUGAGGAACCUGGUCAAUCUGGGGAAGAACUAUGAGAAAUCUGUAGCCGCGAUGACUCUUGCUGGGAAGGCGUACUUUGACGCUGUGUCAAAGAUAGGCGAGACUGCUUCCGUGUCCCCUGUCUCCAGAGAAUUAGGUGUGGUUCUGAUGGAGAUCUCUGAGGUGCACAGGAAGGUUCACCUGGAGCUGGAGGAGAACUUCAAGCGGUUCCACAAAGAAAUCAUUGCUGAGCUGGAGAGGAAAACAGAGAUGGAUGUCAAAUAUAUGACUGCCACAUUCAAGCGGUACCAGACGGAGCACAAGCUGAAGCAGGACUCUCUGGAGCGCUCUCAGACGGACCUGAAGAAGCUGCGGAGGAAGAGCCAGGGGAAACAAGUCACCAAGUACGAGAUCAAGGAGAACGAGUAUAUGAAGACCAUCUCGUCGCGGCAGAGUGACAUGCAGAAGUUCAUCGCUGAUGGUUGCAGAGAGGCCCUCCUGGAGGAGAAGAGACGAUUCUGCUUUCUGGUCGACAAACAUUGCAUGUUCUCCUACCAUGUCACCGCCUUCCAUGAGAAGGCCAAAGAGCUGCUGGCGGUGAAGCUGCCCAGCUGGCAGGAUAAAUGCAGUGAUGCCACCAAGGUCCCUGACACAGUGAUGACCAUGAUAAAGGGGCUCCGCACUCCCAUGUCUGGAUCCCCAGAAGCCUCGCCUCGCGUUGAGCGCUACAACAGGAGCAAUGGGGACUCAAUGGUUCCCCCACCAGCCCCCCAGCUGAAGGCCCAGAUCAGUCCACUGGUUAACAUGUUCAACCAGGACGCCUCCAUCACAUCCACAUACGCCUCCACAUCAGACCACAACUCAGUUUUACAGAGUCUCACACCACCUUCCCCAUACCAGGGCAGUAUGGAGGACGGUGGCAGUCUGUCUCUGUCCAGGUCGGUGUCGAUAGGUUCAGAGCUGAACAUGGGCAGGAAGCAACGGGUCAGGACCAUCUUCCCUCACACGGCUGGCAACAAUAACACACUCCUUUCCUUUGACGAUGGUGACAUCAUCAUGCUGCUAAUCCAGGAGGACAAGGACGGAUGGCUGUAUGGAGAGCUGGAGAAUACCCGGCAGAGGGGGUGGUUUCCUUCAUCAUACUGCCGACCUUACAAUGAACCACUGAUCUCAAACAGUUUGGGGACACCGGUGCGCUGUCUGAGUGUGGCCAGUCUUCCGGAACAGGAGGAGGAAGAGCCUGUUCUGCUGCCGCCGCCAGACUACAGUGACGGGAAGGAGAGUAGCCCUGUCAGAAUGGUCAGCUCCUCCACACCCUCACCCCAAAACACGAUCUUUCUACCCAAUGGGGUUGGAAAGGCUCCCUUUCUGGGAGGUGGGAAUCCCUUUGCCACUGUCAAACUGAGACCUACAGUGACCAAUGACAGAUCCGCACCAAUCGUCUGAUAACCAGGGAUCAUCCAGACAGAGGAUUUAUGAAGCUUGGAAUCUCUGCGCCACCAACACUUCAGAAUCACAGUCCAACAAGAUGUCCAGAUAGCCUGGAUUUUACUCUGCUUCAGAAAACGAGCUCCGUUGUUGCUCGGUCCGUUGCAACUGCAUUGUAAAACAGACCAGUGAAGUGACAAUAAAUAUGGGCAGUGCUGAGACAGACUAAUAUCCAGGCUACCUUCCUGACUCUUCAGCACUCAAAUAUAAAAUUAAUAAUACUAAUAAUAAUAAUCUGUCUGUAGUUGUUGUGGGAAUGAUGGGAGAGAGACACAUGUUGGGAGAAGAAGAGCUCAAUUAUUUGCCAUGUUUACUUUUUCAUUAUUAUGUGCCCAUUUUUAAAUGCGGAGACUAUUUGUGUAAACAUAUGUAACAAAUUGAGUUUAAACAGUGCGAGUUUAUGGAAGAAUGAAUAUACCGACUAGGCACAGACAUCCAUCCGUUCAGUGUCUAUUUUUGAUUGACAGUUGGCUGAGUUGUCAACUAAUGUGAAUUCAAUGUGAAAUCAAUAAAAAAUUACACCAUGUCAUUGGAUUUAGGUUCAAAGUUGGUUGAAAAAAAGACUAAAUUCCCUUAUAUUGAAAAAAAAAAAAUCCAAUCUGUUUUCCAUGUUGAUUCAACUUCAUCACAAAUAUGUUCUGUUGUUGAAAUGACGUGAAAACAAAGUUGAUUCAA
Oncorhynchus keta (chum salmon) is the source of this 2452-nucleotide messenger RNA. RefSeq names its product brain-specific angiogenesis inhibitor 1-associated protein 2-like protein 1. The transcript is spliced from 15 exons. The record is from RefSeq and is a predicted model, not a curated record. The coding region runs from base 221 to 1735 and encodes 504 amino acids. Gene Ontology annotation, cellular component: cytosol; nucleoplasm. NCBI's taxonomy places the organism in Eukaryota, Metazoa, Chordata, Actinopteri, Salmoniformes, Salmonidae. Gene Ontology annotation, molecular function: protein binding. Gene Ontology annotation, biological process: plasma membrane organization; actin crosslink formation; positive regulation of actin filament polymerization.